Messenger RNA from Blepharisma stoltei, 1056 nucleotides. The record is from the annotation of a GenBank genome assembly. NCBI's taxonomy places the organism in Eukaryota, Ciliophora, Heterotrichea, Heterotrichida, Blepharismidae.
AUGGUGUUUUCAUUUAAUUUUAUUAUGCUUUCUAUUGUGCUGUUUUUUGUUGGAAUUUCAGCUGUAUCUGAUCAAGGAAUAUCAGCAACAAUUCUCAAAGAAUUUAUCCCCAGUAAAAAUAGCUCUAUAUUGGCAGUUUUUACUUUGUUUUAUCGAGUAGGUGGAGCUUUAAUUGCAGUCAUAAUAAUUAUUGUUGAAUUGAUAAAUCCGAAAAUCAUGGCUGAUUGAAGAAUUAUUUCAAUUAUUAUUUUCUUUUGAGUGUCUUUGCAGCUGAUUCAAAGGCAAUUUAUGGAUGAAACUCCUAGAUAUUUAUUCACAGCAGGGAAAUUAGAAAAAGCUGAAGAAGUUUUGAAAAAGAUUUCAAUAGCCAACAAAAAAUCUAUUGACAUUCAACUCUCUCGCCCAGAAUGUCCUAAAGAUGAGAUUACAGAAAUCAAGCAAAAAAGCACACUAAAAAUCCUUUUCAUCAAGGAAAAUAUAAGAAAGACAAUGCUCCUAACCAUAAUUGGAACCAUGAUUUCAUUCGCAAACAUUAGCAUUAUUUUAUAUCUUCCUACUUUCCUAAAAGAAUUUUCAUUAACUCUCAGAUACACAGUUAUAUUGAUUCAACAGUUUUGAGGAGUUUUAGGAAGCUUUAUGGGUAGAAAACUAGUUACAACACGAUUUGGAAAAAAAUGGACGCUGUCUUUAUCAUCAAUUAUACUAGGGUUUUAUGUUUUUUUCUUUUUGCUUGUUUAUGAAAUUUUUAGUGUAUCAUGCAUUUAGGCCAUUGCUUUUAUUUCUUUAUACCAAUUUUUAUUUCAAAUUUCUAUAGGUACAAUAUGAAUUAUUGUCCCAGAAUCAUUUUCAACAAAUGAAAGAGGUACUUUUAUUGGCUGAUUUUUACUCUGGCAAAAUAUGGCAGGAUUUGUAGCACCAACUAUUAUAGGGAGUUGUCUUAGUUUAGGAGGAAAUGCAGCAGCACUUUCUGCAAUUUCGUUUUCUCAUUUAGUGGCAGGUCUUUUUUCUAUAUUUUUAAUAGAAAUAAAACUCAAAAAAGGUCCAAAUUUAAUUUAA